AUGAGCGCAUUAAGUAUAACGUCUUUAAAGACCACAAAAAAUGUAUUUUUGUUCAUACCAAAUCUGAUUGGCUAUACGCGCAUUGUCCUUGCAACCUUAUCAUUGUAUUUCAUGCCAUGGCAUCCCAAAGUAUGCGUUAUUCUGUACUGCAUCUCCUGUCUGUUGGAUGCUGUUGAUGGUGUAGCAGCGAGACAUUUUGGUCAAUGCAGUAAAUUUGGUGCGGUCUUGGAUAUGGUCACCGACAGAUGUACCACGACGUGUCUUCUGUGCUAUCUGUCACUCAUGUAUCAACCCUGGGCUAUUCUAUUCCAAUUGUUGAUCGCACUUGAUUUUAGCUCUCAUUAUAUGCACAUGUAUAGCUCCAUGACAAUUGUCUUGUUUCUGAUGUGUGCUGGUAACGAGUUGUUCUAUGUUACACUCUACAUCCUUAACUUCUUUGGUCCUAUAAACGGUUUCUGGAUGGUUGCAUUGGUAUUAACCGGUACAAUCUGCCUUGCCAAGAACUUUAUCAAUGUCAUCCAAAUCGUCAAUGCCAGUCGAGUAUUGGUGAGUAUCGACGCAGAAGAGAGAGAAAAGGCGUUGAGCGCCAAGGAGCUGUAA
Phycomyces blakesleeanus NRRL 1555(-) is the source of this 600-nucleotide messenger RNA. RefSeq lists its product as hypothetical. The coding region runs from base 1 to 600 and encodes 199 amino acids. The record is from RefSeq and is a predicted model, not a curated record. Gene Ontology annotation, molecular function: CDP-diacylglycerol-inositol 3-phosphatidyltransferase activity. Gene Ontology annotation, biological process: phosphatidylinositol biosynthetic process. NCBI's taxonomy places the organism in Eukaryota, Fungi, Mucoromycota, Mucoromycetes, Mucorales, Phycomycetaceae. Gene Ontology annotation, cellular component: Golgi apparatus; membrane. The transcript is spliced from 7 exons.